AUUUUUCACUAUUUGCUGCAUUGUGAGAAAGUAAACGAAGAAAAUUUGAUGCGUUAGUGGAAAAAUUGCGAAUACAAGUUAUCCACCAGUGUAAAACUACUAAUAAAAUAUGUCUCUCUUUGGAAUGAUGGGUGAUCUUGAGGAUGACCCUAUUUUUGGUCAUCAUAUGCGUUCGAUGCGGCAAAUGAAUAACAUGAUGAAUUCAUUAUUCGCGGAUCCAUUUGGAAUGUUUGGCGGUAUGGAUAGUAUCGCUGGGCCGUCCCUAGCUGGGCCUCGUGGAGGAUCUGCGUUGAUGCCUUUUAUGGGACCUAAUAUGAGCAUGAAUCGAUUGCUGAAUAAUAAUGCAACUCCGUCAUACUGUUCGAGUAGUGUAUUUUCAAUGUCUUCUGGACCAGAUGGACCGCAAGUAUACCAAGCUACUUCCAGCACCCGCACAGGGCCGGGGGGAAUUAAAGAAACGCGCAAAACGGUUCAAGAUAGUCGCUCAGGAACAAAAAAAAUGGCCAUCGGACAUCAUAUUGGCGAACGGGCUCACAUAAUCGAGCGCGAGCAAAACGUACGCACAGGGAACCAGGAAGAACGGCAGGAUUUUAUCAAUCUGGAUGACGAGGAAGCAGAAGAGUUUGACCGUGAAUUCCAAACUAAAGCUCGAAGCUCUCUAAGUCUCUCAGGUGGACGACGUUCUGGAGCAGAAAUUAUGGAGCUGCCAUCAAACCAACCAAACCCACAGCAUAUUCGUGCUAUUGCAAACACUCCAUACAACGUAUCUUCACCGGGUAGCAGUGGCCAGUAUCAGCAGCAGCAAAACACGUCGUCAUCGCCUAUUCCUGCGAAUCGUAACCGUAUAACUGGCGGUCCAGUUGCAUCGACAAUAACGCCACGUAGAGGCAUUCGAUCGCCAGCGUCAUCUCCGCUUGCUUUGCCUCCGUCACCCGGGAAUGGCCACAUUACGACAAGCGUACAUCCCCAUCCGUAUAACAUGGCAGGUAGAAAGAAUCGUGCUAUUAAAGGUCCAUCUUCCUCACCUUACCACCAAUAGAUUACCGACACGGAACACAUACUAGACAGCCGGUGGAAUAGGCUAUGUUCACUGCAAAUUACUUUAGGACCAGAACUGUUCAUCGUAAAAGGAAAAUUUAUGUAGUCCUAUUUCUAAGUUGAAACGAAAAUCUGAUAUGCGAUUAGCAAUCUUAUAUCCAAUCAAAACCACUAUAGAGCAUUCAGAAUUCCGAGGCUCAGAAUAUUUAUGUUCGGUUUCGAAUCAGCAAUGGCUGCAACCAUACUAUUUGUUGUGGUUAAUAUUGUUGUUUAUUAUUCCACAGACAAAUAGUCCUUUUUUAUGAUGAGCUAGUUUACUCAAAACGUUCAUAUAACUGAUACAAGUUCCCUCGAUAUUCAGUGUUUCUUAAGGAUGAUCUAGUUUAAGUUAAUAAGGAAUAUUCUUCGAACCUCUGUAAUCAUAGACAUAAUUCACGAUUAUAAGUUAGAACUGAUUUCCCAAAACGAUAUUGAGGUGUAGAUAUUGUUUUACUACGUGAUUGCCUGUCUAAUAAUAUUAAUGGUAUUAGAUAGAGACAGUCACAAAAUACGUUUUCUCACACUAUUGAUGCUUCAUCUGGAUGCUGACAAUCAUAAUGCAAAAUUAUUCAAUUAAAAAGAAAAUGACAUUCGUUAAUGUUAGUUCAAUAUCACAAAGAUCAAAGGAUCAACUUUUUCCAAACAUUUAACUUUCGGGAACUCGCUGUUUUUAUCACAUCGUUUAGCGUAUUCGAUUUCACAAAAUGAAUUGAAUCAUUCCUAUUUUUGAAAGACCCUUGAGAUAUGUAAAUAGGCACUCAUUGAUAAUCGAGAAAAUCUGUCGUAAAGCCGAAAUUACAUCGGCGAUCCCGGUUAGAAAGCUAAUGCAGUGUCAGCGAAACAUUAUUAUAAAUAACUUGAAGCAGUUUUAAUUCGCUAAACUGUGACAACUAACAAAUGUGUCACGAUUGUUAGCAUCAAUGAUAUUCAGUGAGUUAUUUAACUAAAUUGAAAAACAAAAUAAAAACAUAGCAAGGAUAUAUUGAAAAUUUCCGUUCAAUGGCUUGAAUUAUAAAAUCAUCUAUGUAUAACUUAAUAUUUCGACAAUUGGAAACACAUCGUUAUUAUAUAUGAAAGAUAGAAGCAAACUAAUUGUUUGGCAAGAAAAGAAUUUGUUGGUGGUGUAAUUUGUGAACUUGUGGAGUUUUUGUUUUUUUUUAGUUUUUAAAGUGUUUGUAAACGAAUUACUACAUAUGAUAAUGGAAAUAUUUAAUAAAAGAUUGGAGCGACAGAGCAAAGUCGUUGUUUGUA
Messenger RNA from Malaya genurostris, 2328 nucleotides. It is a transcript of the gene Mlf, whose product is annotated as myeloid leukemia factor. NCBI's taxonomy places the organism in Eukaryota, Metazoa, Arthropoda, Insecta, Diptera, Culicidae. Bases 110 to 1039 code for a protein of 309 amino acids. Gene Ontology annotation, cellular component: cytoplasm; nucleus. The transcript has 4 exons. The record is from RefSeq and is a predicted model, not a curated record. Gene Ontology annotation, biological process: regulation of DNA-templated transcription.